Malurus melanocephalus (red-backed fairy wren) is the source of this 865-nucleotide messenger RNA. It is a transcript of the gene ITPA, whose product is annotated as inosine triphosphatase. The coding region runs from base 51 to 656 and encodes 201 amino acids. The record is from RefSeq and is a predicted model, not a curated record. Gene Ontology annotation, molecular function: nucleoside triphosphate diphosphatase activity. NCBI's taxonomy places the organism in Eukaryota, Metazoa, Chordata, Aves, Passeriformes, Maluridae. Gene Ontology annotation, biological process: nucleoside triphosphate catabolic process. The transcript has 8 exons. Gene Ontology annotation, cellular component: cytoplasm.
GCGGGCGCUGAUUGGCGGCUGGGCGCGCAGGAGCCGCGCGCGCUGUCAGCAUGGCGGCGCCCGCCCGGCGGAGCGUCGUGUUCGUGACAGGCAACGCCAAGAAGCUGGAGGAGGUCACGCAGAUCCUCGGGGACUCCUCUCCCUACACGCUGGUGGCAAAGAAAAUUGACCUGCCGGAGUACCAGGGGGAGCCAGACGAGAUCUCCGUGCAGAAGUGCCGUGAAGCCGCCCGGCAGGUUCAGGGACCUGUUAUAGUAGAGGACACCUGCUUGUGCUUCAAUGCUCUGGGGGGCCUUCCAGGACCCUACAUAAAAUGGUUCCUGGAGAAACUCAAGCCAGAAGGCCUGUACAAGCUGCUGGCUGGCUUUGAAGACAAGUCUGCGUACGCACUCUGCACCUUCGCCUUCAGCAGCGGCAACCCGGAGGAGCCAGUGAGGCUGUUCAAAGGCCAGACCCACGGGCUGAUAGUGGAGCCCAGAGGCCCUCGGGAUUUUGGCUGGGAUCCCUGCUUCCAGCCAGAUGGCUACAACCAGACCUAUGCCGAACUGCCCAAGGCAGUGAAGAACUCCAUCUCACACCGGUACAAGGCACUGAGCGAGCUCUCCACCUUCUUUCUUCAGAACGACUCGACAGAGCCCCGUUCCGGCCCCAGCUAGCGCUCGGGCUAUGGGCACCUCGUGUUCACACAGUCGCAGAAUUAUCAGGGUUGGAAARGACCUCKGGAGAUCACUUAAUCCAACCCCCYGGCCAAGGCCCGUGUUAUCCAUGUCACACACAGCCCCGGCAGAGCUUUGCUCCGCUGCGGGAGGUCAUUAAAGCUGCUCCCUUGGAACCCACCGCUACCUCUUUCUCCGCUCUUUUUGUU